Molecule: messenger RNA, 3332 nt
Organism: Drosophila mauritiana
Lineage: Eukaryota; Metazoa; Arthropoda; Insecta; Diptera; Drosophilidae
Exons: 3
Coding region: 1324-3219 (631 amino acids)
Source: RefSeq, a predicted model, not a curated record
GCGUCACCAACAGCGUUAGAGCUCUGCACUAAUGAGUAGAAACUAUUUCCUUUAAUCCAACCUUGCAACUGGCAAUCCGAUCCACAGAUUUUAAAGCCUGAUGAUACCUAUUAAGAGAACUCCGAGAUGAAAUGGGCAGAAGUUGUGAACAAAAUGAAAAUGACAGCACCGAAAAUAAUUGUAAUCUACUCAUGAAUAUUCCGUUUGCAUUUUCAUUUUCCAAAAAGGACAGGCCAAAGCGUAAGCCAUCAAAAAAGGACAAUACCAGGAGCAGAGUUUCAGAGACGGUGUAGGAGUGGGGUUUUUCAGCAAAUGCGUAAGCCAAAGAAAUACGACGACGUCACUAAGGGAAACGCGUGCUGGGGUUGUGAGGUCGGAAAAACAGAUGCAGGGUGAAGCAGUCGGCUAAGUGUACAAUGGGAAAAAUAUAUAUAUCCCGGCAAUCGUUUGUUAUUUUAUUUUAUUGGAGUUGGGCCCACUACACUGUAAAAAAUCAUUAAAAAAGGCAUUAUACAUCGAUGAACCAAUCAUAGACAUCAAAUGCUUUUUUGGCUACUUAUUAACAAAUCAAAAGCUUUCAUUGUCCUCCAGAACGUCUUUGGUUUCCUGGCCAUGUUGUUUCUCCCAGUGCCCCGCUCCAUGUCCCCCACCGGAGCUUCGCUGAUGGGCAGUCGUCGUUGAAGUGCCGCAGUUGCCAGCUUCAUCGUCAUUCUCGCUUUGGUCGGCCCUGGACGCCAUCGAAAUUAUAAACUUGGCUGUUAAAGAAGCUAGGAUUGGAUUGGAGUGGACUGUAGCUUAGAAUGCGAAGGGGAAUGCCUUGUGCACGAGUGCACUUUUAAGUUUAUUGUUCUUUUAAAAAGAAACGGGGGACUAAAAUGAAGCUCAGCUUGAAUCGAGUAAUUACGAAAGGAAGCUCUGACAUAAAACCAAUGUAAGGUAAUACGUUCUAUUCAUGGCUGUACUUAUUGUCCGAGCCUACGGAAUAUUACAAAAGAAAAUGUCCGUAAAAACAUACAUCACAAAAUAAGGAUGCGUCUCCCUAUGUUAUUUUUCAUAUAAUACAUACAACUAAUAUAGACUGAACUAUCAGAUAUCCGCUCCUUAUCUUGUGGGAGUGAAAACGAAAAGUUUAACACCAGCUAUGGCGUUUUAAUACAACAAUGUUAAAAUGGAAAAAAAAAGUAAUUUAAAAAAUAGUGGGCUUGGAAAUUUUGGGCGGUUUGUGGGCAUUAGAGUAGGCGUGCCCAGAACAAAUAUUUCCUAAAAAAUGUGCUUUUAAUACAGUAUCCAAUAGUUCGAUGUGUUGUCUAUAGAAUAAGCGAAAUGUGCUCCUGCAGUAUACGUUGCUGCUUCUUGUAUAGCUUGAUUAUAUUCUCCUUCAUUUACUACUAUAACGAUGUAGUGGUCGAUAACAUAGUCUUCGAGGAGCACCAUCUUGUGGAGAAAUACUCUGUGGACACUAAGGGUUGUCGUAUGCUGACUAUGCUUCCCAAUGACCACGACGUAAUGUUCCUGUGGCGCGGCCUUCGUAGAGACUUUUGCCGCAGCAACCUAAACCUGACGUCCUUUAGCAAUUGCACCUACAACUACCUCAGGACAGAAGUGAAUAUGGAGUUUGCUAAAGCGAGGUACGGCGUCGAGACUUUGGAAAGUUUUAAGUGCAUGUAUUAUGCCAUGGAGCGACACACCGAUUUCGACAAUCGCUACUUGUACAGUCGAGAAUUCGAGUUGCUAACGGAUGGUAACAAUACAAUUGAGCCCCAUGCGGAUAUCAUAAGGGCUGAGUGCUUUAUCAACGCUACGAGCAUCUACAACGGAGUUCAUUUUUACGUUCAUCCGACCGACGAAUGGCUGCGCACCGCGCAGGGUCUCCCCCCUCUGAAGCUGGCUUCCGACGUCGGCAGUUUGUCAGUGUUGAUCGUGGGCCUAGAUUCCAUUUCCCAAAUGCAUUUCCACAGGAGCAUGGCUCGCACAGCCAACUUUCUACUAUCCCUUCCGCACGUGGAACUUAGGGGGUUCCAUCGGUUGGGUGACGACGGCUUCGAUAGUCUGAUGCCGUUGCUUAGCGGUCUAAGUGGGCAGGAAUUGAAGGACGUUUCGGCGAACCUCAGCAGCCUGGACAGCUGUCCUUUUAUCUGGAAGGUUUUUCAAAAAGCCGGCUACGAAACGGGCCUGGGAGAGGAUAACAUAGACAAGAGUCUGUUCGUGAAGGGGUUUCGGAAGCCGCCAACAGACUUUUACCUACGGCCUGCUCUUCUAGAGAUGUGGCUGAAAACGAGAACGGACGGACUAUUUGACACGCACUGCAACGAGAAGGACAAUUACGCAAUGGUGCUCAGGGAGUUCUUAUUCAAGAUGCUUCCUCAUCAUACAGAGCACAGGUUCUUUACGUUCCUUUGGUGGACCCAGGGCAUCGAUCACUUGUUUAACUAUGGACGGAAGCUGGACCAACCGUUCCUGAAAAUGUUCAAAGCCAUAGGACGGAGUGGUCUGCUCAAGAACACGGUGCUCUUGGUGGUUUCCAACCACGGGUUAAAUAAGGGCCGGUUUUACAAAACCGUGCAGGGCAAAGUGGAGGAGAGUCAGCCCCUGGCGAUACUUUGCUACCCCAGGUGGCUGGAAGAACGAUAUCCUCAGGCCAUAGGCAAUUUAAAGAGUAACAAUCGUCGUCUGGUCACCGCGUUUGAUUUACACGCCACUCUCCACAACUUACCCAACCUGACCUCCCUGGAAGAUGAGCAACUGCAGCAGCGCAGAGUGGAUAUAUGGACAAUGGGCAAAGACAUUCCGCGGGGAAUAAGUCUUUUCUUGCCAAUUCCAGACCAUAGAGACUGUUUCUUGGCCGCCAUACCCACGGCGAACUGCCUGUGUCAGCAGCCUAGAAAUGUCUCGACUUCAGAUGGCUAUGUUCUGCGGGCAGCCCGUCUCAUUAUUCGAAACCUCAAUAAGAUGAUCCACACACACACUCCGCCUUGCAAAACUUUACACCUGGACCGGGUAUUGACUGCCGAUAAGUGGAGACGCAUCGCAGAUGAUCAUCAGUCGGAAUUUAGGGUGCGACUGAUAGCCACUCCGGGCGAGGGUCAGUUUGAAGGAAUCGUUAGGUAUACAGGAUAUAAGCUAGCUGUAGACGGGCAUAUAACACGCGUUAAUGACCAUAGAAAUGGCUCGCAGUGUAUUAGGAACUACUUGAUUGAAAGGUAUUGCUUUUGUCCUUAAGCCACCACUUACUCACCUUAUUUAAAAUUCUCAUACUUAUAACUUGUAAACUAAUAUUACAUUAAUAGUUUUUGGCAAUAUAGUUGAGUUAAAAUAUAAAAUAAAUGGCCAAU